This is a messenger RNA of Cylindrotheca closterium, 804 nucleotides long. Lineage: Eukaryota; Bacillariophyta; Bacillariophyceae; Bacillariales; Bacillariaceae. The record is from the annotation of a GenBank genome assembly.
AUGUUUAAUAGUGUCUGUUUCCAGCACUUAAAAAAUGCAAACGCGGUCAACGAUUACAACAAGAGCAAUUACUGGUUGACAGGCGAAAAGACGACCGCGUCAAUGAAGGAUCAUCAAGCCCACGACAAGAUCAAGCACGCUAUCUUCCCAAAGGAUCCCAUGCAGUUCCGUGCGAUGGUCAAUGGUAUGCAGGUAUUCUACCGUGUAGUGUUUGGGAAAACUCAUCCACUGACAGCCGUGUACGAGAAGUUUGCAAAGAAUGUGGAUUUGAUUGCACGCAAAAUGGGAGUGUCCCAGCAGGAGCGAGCACUUGAGCGAUUUCUCUUCGGAAUCUAUUGCCGAAUUGGUUGUUACUUUGAGCGUUUGGUACGAUCCGGCACAAACGCAGAAGAAAACUUACCCGACUUGGGCUCCUACAUGGAGACAUGCUACCAUGGAGGAAGUCUACCAGAGUCAAACUUGUUUGUCGUCGCAAAGGACUCUGGCGGACUUGGUGGAACAGGAGACAAGACUGAGAGUCAGCUGAAGAGAGAGAAGGAAAGGGCCCAGAAGAAGAGCCUGCUGGGCGAAUCAGUAAAAAAUCCUGACAUGAACGAAGAACAUCGCUACACCGGAAGAACUACUACUGAGUUAAUCAAACGGACAGGCGAACAGCCUCCAACGCACGCCAACAGAAAGGAACUGUGCCUCAUUUGGCACACAAAGGGCGAAUGCAAGGAGAACUGUGAACGUAAGCAUUCCCAUUGUAAGCUGACUGACGAGGAAGCAACCGCAAUGAAGGACUAUGUAAAUAAAAAUAAGUGA